This is a messenger RNA of Erpetoichthys calabaricus (reedfish), 765 nucleotides long. Its product is annotated as ferritin, middle subunit-like. The record is from RefSeq and is a predicted model, not a curated record. The coding region runs from base 135 to 665 and encodes 176 amino acids. The transcript has 4 exons. Gene Ontology annotation, biological process: iron ion transport; intracellular iron ion homeostasis. Lineage: Eukaryota; Metazoa; Chordata; Cladistia; Polypteriformes; Polypteridae. Gene Ontology annotation, cellular component: cytoplasm. Gene Ontology annotation, molecular function: ferric iron binding; ferrous iron binding.
AUAUCUGCGUUUUCUCCCAGACAACUCAUCCAGAGCUCUCGCUUCAACAGUGAUUGAACGGAGUCCUGGUCACUUUGUGCUCCAACUUCAGCCUUUGAAUUUUCUGCAUCUGAACUCACCUUCAAAUAUCCACCAUGACAUCCCAGGUCCGCCAGAACUAUGACCGCGACUGUGAGGCCGCCAUCAACCGCAUGAUCAACAUGGAACUGUUUGCCUUCCACACCUACCUGUCGAUGGCUCAGUACUUCAAGCGGGAUGAUGUGGCUCUCGAAGGCUUUGCCAAGUUCUUCAAAGAGCAGAGUGAGGAGGAACAAGAGCAUGCUAACAAGUUCAUGGAGUUCCAGAACAAGAGGGGUGGCCGCAUCUUUCUCCAGGAUAUCAAGAAGCCCGACAGGGAUGAGUGGGGUUCCGGUCUGGAUGCAAUGCAGGCUGCCCUGCAGCUGGAGAAGACUGUCAACCAGGCUCUGUUGGAGCUGCACAAGCUUGCCUCUGACCGUGUCGACCCUCAUCUUUGUGAUUUCCUGGACACACACUACCUGAAUGAGCAGGUGGAAGCCAUGAAGAAGCUGGGCGACUAUAUCACCAACCUUCAGAAAAUGGGGGCACCACACAAUGGCCUUGCUGAGUACCUGUUUGACAAGCACACCCUUAGUGGGAGCAGCUAAACUGCACAUGUGGGAUCGGCUCACAGUCAUGGGUUUGAGAGAACAAUGCAAUUUAAUAAAAUGUGUACACUUGUAACCUGAAUAAAGUUGUUGAGCUUUA